GGGGGGAGCUGACACACUCCCCUGACUGGCUGUGGGGGGAGCUUGGCAGGAGGGGGGGGGGAGUUGAGACAUUCCCCUGACUGGCUGUGGAGAAACAGAGUCCCCCCUCAUAGGCAGCAGGGCUGAAGAGGGGUGAGCCCAGGACCUGAGUGCAGUUGCCCCUGCGCUGGGAGAAGUCCUAGCCUCUGUCAACCUGGGCCUCACUAUGGUUCUGGAUGAGACCUGUAUCUCGCUCCUGCUGAUGGUUGGCACCAUGAUGUUGGUAGGAGGGUGCCGGAAGCUAACCCGACACCAUAUGCAUUCCCGACGCCCUCGCACGUUUCUCCUGGAGCUGUUUGCCACUUUCCAAAUCUGUGCCUGCACCAAUGAGCUCCGGCUGCUGGCCAAUGUGCAGCCCAAGCCACACGUUGCCCUCACCCUCACCUAUGUUUUUACUGUCCUGCAUGGAUUGACUCUGACUGGCAGCACAUGCAACCCCUGUGGCACCCUGCAACAAAUCCUGGAUGGUGGGAUCUCAGUCAAACAGGGUGGGCUGAAGAUUGGAGCUCAGUUUGCUGGUGCAGUGCUGGCCAGAAUUUACAUCCACCACAUCUGGUCCAUGAGGAUUAUUGAGGUGCACUCUGAGGCAUUGGCCGAGGGCUGCAGUAAUCCUAUCCAAACCACUGAGACCCAGGCUUUUUGCAUAGAGCUGCUCUUCUCCGCUGUGUUCCAGCUGACCAUACUGCAAUUUGAGGCUGUUAAACCCAGGCUCAGAGUCCACCUAAUUGCUCUUCUCAUUACUAUGCUGGUGUAUGGAGGAGGAAACCUCACUGGAGCAAUAUUUAACCCAGCAUUGGCCUUUUCAUUACAUGCAAGUUGUUUCCAUGACAAAUUCUGGGAUUAUUCACUAGUGUAUUGGAUGGCACCUUCCUUAGGUACAGUACUUGUGGCCAUUGUGUGGGGUGAAAUCCUUCCUCUGAUAUUCUGAGAUAUUUUAAAAUGGUGAACUCUAGAACUACAUGUGUUAAAAAGACUCUUAAAAACAGAACUGAAUUGCAGCAACACAGUACAUAGAGGGAAGACACCUGGAUACCAGGCAUUGAGAACACUGAUUUCCUUACAGGCUUUCCAGAUGAUUUUAUGUUUUGAAAUACUGUCUUAAAACUUUACAGUAGAAUUGAAUUACAGUAACAAAUUGGUAUGGUGAGAACAAGAAUGAAAGUGUUUAUCACAUAUUUCUCAGUUAAGCCAUUUAUAUGAAGAAAAACACUAUUGCAAAAUGAACUUGUCCUUUUAAAUUUAAUCCAAAAUGCCAUUCAUUGACCUUUCUUUCAAACCUAUAUAAAAUGUCAAUUGUAGAGAGAGAUACAAAAGUUACCUAAACUCUUCAGAUAUCUGCCACUACUGGUUUAAUUACAUCAGACUCAUCAAUAUAUAAUACCCACAAGAGAGGGGAUGGGUUCUGAAAAUUUCAUUCUUGAAAUGAUCUUUGCAUAUUCCCACUUGUGGCAUAUGUAGCCUCUGCAAGGGGGGCUGGGUGGGGCAUGUAGCCCCAAAGGACACUACCCACUACAAAAAAUUACAAAGCUCAGCACCAGAGGCACUGUUUCCCACAAGUGUGAACAUGCAGAGGUGACACUCUUAAAAAAGAUGUUUUACUGAUAAGUACUAACCCACCUUUUCUUCUUGUGAGGAAUCUGCUGCCUGCCACCUCACUAUUGUUUAUUGGCUCAUUAGGGCCCAAUCCUGCAUGAUAGUAAAAGUUGCAGAAUCAGGCCUAUACUUCAAUUAUUUUUGUCCAUUCUUUUUCUGAGUACUAAGUAAUUAAUUCUUGGUCCUGAUUGACAGCAGCGCAUUUUCUAUUGUUAACUUUGCCUAAGACUAGUCAGUAUUAUGAGCAUGAGGAGUCUGAUAGGAGAAUUAAUCAAUACAAUCAAUCAGACAACAAACUCUGAUGACUAUUCAGAGAGCUUGAAUCAUUUGUGACUAUGAUGUCUCUUUAAGGGCUCUCAGUGGGCACGUUUAGUCUUUAGUAUUUUUCUUUGACAUGGAGCAGGACUCUGCCAUACAAAAAAUAACCAGCAGAGCAGCUCUGCUGCCUCAGAAAAUGUACUGCUGCUGUACACCAGACCAGACUGGUCAGAGGCCACCUUUGCUUGUGGUGAAGACCACUCACAGGUUGUGAGCAUUCCACAGUACUGUUUGCAUGGUCAUAGGACAUUUUUCUCUCUAUGUUUUUAUAAUACAAUUAACAUAGAAAACACUUUGCCCCCUCUCGUCUGUGCAAAAACAUAAUUUUGUUUAAAAUUUUAUGUAGAGGGGCUGGUUGUAUUUCUCCAUUUAUGUUUAGCAGGUUUGAAAGGGGAUCAAGUUAACAAGUUUUAUACACAAGUGAGAUACUGAAGCACAGGACUCUCGCAAAGCAGACAGGAGAGUUUGCACUAUUAGAUUCUAGUAUCAAACAGUAAUCUCACCCAGACUUUAAAAAGCUGUAAGGUGAAUAUUUUAUGGAUACCACUAGGUAUUUUGCCUGUGGCCAGUCUGGUUAAUUUUCAGAGUAAGUAGUACUGCCACAGAUAAGCACAUUUUGCCUUUUUUUGUUUUAAAUAGCUGUGCAUAUGUAAGAUGUUACAAAUGGCCUUGUAGUCUCUUGGCUGUUAGCCUUAUCUCAGCUAAAUUUCCUCUCAAUUUAAGAUGGAGUGGGCUUACUUCAGAGCCAAUUCCAAGUAUUGCUGUAAGAUAUAAAAACUGAAAAAAAAAAGUCACCUCUUCAACAUACUUAGUCUGCCUUAGUCCAGAUCUGCAAAUGUUGCAACCUCCUGAUCUCUUUCUCCCAGCUCACACUAUAAUGCAUUUAGAAACAGCCAGAGAGACAUUUGAAAUUAUUUUUAUUUGACACGUUGCUGUUAGGGAUUUCCAGAAUCUUUAAGAUGACUGACAAAAAGAGAUGACUCACCACUAAUUCAUUUAAAAUCUUAAAUAAAAAAAAUAGUGAGACCUGCAAAACUGAACUCUGAGCUGUAACCUAGACUCAAGAUUAGAGGUCAGCAAACUAUCAGUGUUGACCUAAUAUUGGUCUGUUUAUAGAUUUGAUGCUGCCCAGUUAUUUUUCUUGUAAGCUUUUAAAUCUGCCCUUUGGUAAAGUGAAAUUGCUACUCAGUACAGUCCUACAUAAACAAAAAUCUGUUCACACCAAGCUUACUUAAGGGAUGAUGCAUCAAAUUGCCCACAAAGCAAAACAAAAUUUCAUCAAUAUUUCAGAAAUAUAAAGCUAUGGAUGAAUAAAAUCUGCCUUUUAAACACUGAAAUAUAAAUUCCUGGCCUUGAUUAGGCUGCAGGCCUCAUUUUGCAGUAGGAACAGAUCAGAUUGUUUUUGUACUAUAAAAAUACUUGGUAUUGAAUGAAUUAAGCCUUACUGAGCAGAUAUUUUUCUUAAUCUCUUAUUUUUACAAGUGUUCUGGAGGUAAAUUAUAUAUUGUUAGUGCUUCAGAUAAUGUUUUAAAUCUAGUGUUUUGUUCUCAAUAAAAUCUUUGCUUGUAUAUUUUUCCUUGCAUUUUAGAUACACGGAUUCAGAACUCAGUAUGAGAUGAAAUGACUAACCUAAUUGCCCAAACUUUCAUACAAUAGGACCCCAGCACACAAACAUUCACUGCUGUAUUUCUGUAUUCAGUAAUUUAAAAACAAAAAAUGUAGCUUGCCAUGUGCCAGUGUUGGGAGGGCUUCUAAGACCUUAUCCACUUGGUUCUCAGCUUGAUUCUAAACUCAUCACCCAGGUUUAUUUAUUAGCUUAAAAUCAAACUACAUUUGAGUUGAUCAGGCUCCAGGGGAUACCAGAUAA
Molecule: messenger RNA, 3817 nt
Organism: Mauremys mutica (yellowpond turtle)
Lineage: Eukaryota; Metazoa; Chordata; Testudines; Geoemydidae
Gene: AQP11
Product: aquaporin 11
Exons: 3
Coding region: 206-967 (253 amino acids)
Biological process (GO): transmembrane transport
Cellular component (GO): cytoplasm; membrane
Molecular function (GO): channel activity
Source: RefSeq, a predicted model, not a curated record